AUGAUCUCUCAGCAGAAGUCCGUGAGCCAAAGUGUCUCGCUGAAGCGCGCGCGCACCAGCGAGGCAGAGCCCGAGCCGGGCGCGCGGCCUCGACAAAAGUGCACGCGCAAAGCCCAGCUCUUCGAGACGGACUUCGGCGUGAGCCCUCAUCAAGUGAAAAUCCAGAGUGCAGAGCUCUUCCCCAUGGCCGCUCCCUCAAACAGGAGACUACGGUUAUACUGGUCUGGGAUCUGUGUGCUGCUGCUCCUCAUCCUCCUUCAAAUCCUGCUGCUGCAUUUCGCUGGCGUUUUCAUCAACUCCAAAGAAGUUCGCUUUGGUCCUGCAUUUUUCUGUCUGUACAGUCAAGAUGAUGAACCACUGUGUGAUCAACAGGAAAGGGAUUUCUACCCACAUUCCUUUAGUUGGAGGACCAUCAUCUAUGCCAUGAUGCCCCUGUGUUUUUAUGUUCCGAUUGCACUGGUUGCAUUUGCACUGCUGAGCUUGCUCUUCUCUGCUUAUGGUAAAGACAGAGGGACACUCUGGUGCAGCCUGGCCCUCCAGGCUGCUUCCUGCCUCCUCAUUCUGGGAGGCAUCAUUGUGUUUUUGAUAAGGUUUCGCUCCUACGUGAGUUUGGAAAACAUGACAGUGUGGUUUUAUUUGUGUCUGGGUGUGGAAGCAAUGCUAAUUCUAACAACUGUGCUUACAUGGAUUUUGGGAAGAAAGCUGACAUCUGACUGGAAAUAAGUAACUUCAGACUGCAUCAUCCUUCAAAUUCUUUUUUAUUUGUCCAUUGAUGUAAGUGAUGAAAUCCCUUUGAGUUUUUGCAUUUACUGUUGUAUCGAUUAAAUUGACAUGUGGACAUAAUAUCUUUUUUAAAAGAUGAUAAGAUGAAGAUAUGAGUUGAAAAAGCAACAUUUCCAUGAAGGUUAUGCUGAAAAAUAUGAAUGUGACUUUGUUUAUGAAAAAAGAAGAAUCUGUAGCUCCACUGUCAUUAAGCUGCAGCCAGACAUUUUUAGGUUGCUGCAAUUUAUGAUAGUAGAUGUAAGACUUCUUACAGCUAGUGCCACUAAGGUAAAUGCCUACGCUGCAAGGCUUUUUCAGUUUGCUGUAUGAGGUUAUAAUAGAAAGAAAAAAUAUCAUAUGCUCCAUUGUGUGAUAAGCAAACAGAUGUAGCUUAAAGGGUUUCACUUUGACCGUUUUUUACCAUCCACAAAUUAUCACUGUUUAGCAUGUGCUAGUGAAGAUUCUCAGUCAUCCAGGUCAUAGUCAUUCCAAAAAAGUAAAAAAAAA
Molecule: messenger RNA, 1269 nt
Organism: Cyprinodon variegatus (sheepshead minnow)
Lineage: Eukaryota; Metazoa; Chordata; Actinopteri; Cyprinodontiformes; Cyprinodontidae
Exons: 2
Coding region: 1-723 (240 amino acids)
Source: RefSeq, a predicted model, not a curated record